AUGAGUCCUUGGAAAGCACCCGGGCCGGAUGGAUUACAUGCGGCCUUUUAUCAAAGCACGUGGGAUGUGGUGGGUGAUAGUGUUCACAAGUUGGUUAGGAAUGCAUUUGUGUCAUGGAAGCUACCCCUUGGCGUUAACGAAACCAUUCUGGCCCUUAUUCCAAAGAUCGGGGCGCCGGAAACCAUCAAGCAGUUUAGGCCAAUCAGACUUUGCAACGAGUCAUAUAAAAUUAUCACCAAAACAAUUACGAAUAGGCUCAAGGCCAUUUUGCCUAAGCUGGUAGGUCCCUUUCAGAGCUCCUUUGUCCCGGGCAGACAAAUUUCAGACAACGUGAUCAUCUAUCAGGAACUCAUGCACUCGAUGCGGGUCAAAAAAGGAAAAAAGGGUCUCAUGGCCAUUAAAAUCGAUUUGGAAAAGGCGUAUGGCCAUCUUUCGUGGAAUUUUAUUAUUGAUACGCUUUUGGAUGCAGAAGCUUCCGUUGAGCAGUUAAGUGUAAUUCAGCAGUGCCUGUCGAGGUUCUGCGAAGCAUCUGGGCAGAAAAUCAGCCUAAGCAAAUCCCAGGUAUUUUUCUCACGGAAUACGAGCCCAGACGUUGCAACGGCGAUCUCGGCCACCCUGAAUAUCCCGGUGACGACGAAUCUAGGGAGGUACUUAGGGGUACCUUCUGUGCAUGGCAGAGUUACUCAAGCAACUUUUUCAAGACUGCUCGACCGAGUGAUGAUGCGGCUUGAAGGGUGGCGCAGUAAAACCUUAUCUUUUGCAAGGAGAGUUGCCAUGGCCAAAACGGUUUUGAGUGCCAUACCCAUGUACACGAUGAAAACGACGAACCUGCCUAAGGGUGUGUGUAAGAAGUUAGAAAUGAUCACCAGGCGUUUCAUAUGGAGUGGUGACGGGGAGACGCGGCGGGUUAGCCUCGUCGCUUGGGUGACUAUGACGAGACCACCGGCAGACGGGAGACUAGGCCUGUGCAGAAUCGAAGACGUCAACUCGGCGUUCAUGGCAAAGCUUGGAUGGCGGAUCCUCACUGAACGUGACAGCCUAUGGACCUAA
Ipomoea nil (Japanese morning glory) is the source of this 1050-nucleotide messenger RNA. RefSeq lists its product as uncharacterized. The record is from RefSeq and is a predicted model, not a curated record. NCBI's taxonomy places the organism in Eukaryota, Viridiplantae, Streptophyta, Magnoliopsida, Solanales, Convolvulaceae. Bases 1 to 1050 code for a protein of 349 amino acids. The transcript has 2 exons.